Messenger RNA from Uloborus diversus, 1074 nucleotides. Its product is annotated as protein twisted gastrulation-like. The coding region runs from base 53 to 850 and encodes 265 amino acids. The transcript has 5 exons. The record is from RefSeq and is a predicted model, not a curated record. Lineage: Eukaryota; Metazoa; Arthropoda; Arachnida; Araneae; Uloboridae. Gene Ontology annotation, biological process: regulation of BMP signaling pathway.
CAUAACUGGAAAUUGUUGUGCAAUCGAAGUUGCCAUAGCCACUGAUUACAGCAUGCCUAAGAAGAAAUUCUUUGAGAUGAAAUAUUUUUUUAUCCUCAUUCUUCUGCUCUCUCUGUACGCAUAUGUGGCUCUUUCUGGGGGAUGCAAUGAAGCUGUUUGUGCCUCUAUAGUCAGCAAAUGCAUGUUGACUCAGUCUUGCAAAUGUGAUGCAAAGAAUGUUUCUUGUAGUAGAGAUUGCUUCAUCUGUUUGGAUUAUCUAUAUGCAGAGUGUUGUUCUUGUGUUGAAAUGUGUCCUCAGUCAAAUGAUACAGAUACAUAUUUGAGUAUGAAGUCUCAUGUUGAAGAUUUAGCUGAGCCAUUUCCUGAUCUCUUCAGUGUUCUUACGGAAGAAAAGGACAGAUUAUUACGAUGGACAUCUUUUACUUAUCCUGCUGAAAUUUCAUUCAUUUCACUUGAUAAGGAGGUGAAAUUUGUAACUGCUAAACCAGGGGAAACACCAGAAGAAGUUGCACCACCCAACUGUACAGUAGCUUUUAUGUCUCAGUGCAUGUCAUGGAACAAAUGCAAAAGUGCUUGUUGCUCAAUGGGAGCUUCCAGUUACAGGUGGUUUCAUGAUGGUUGCUGUGAAUGUGUUGGUUCAACUUGCUUGAACUAUGGCAUUAAUGAAAGCAGAUGUUUAGAUUGUCCACCUGAUAAAGAUGAGAUGACUCUUGAAGAACAGAAUCUGGUUUUGAAAGAAACAGAAAAAAAAGAUGGAGAUUUGUCAGAAGAUAAAAAAGAUGGUAGCAAGAAGGAUUCUGCUAUUGAUCGAGAAGACAAGUUUGAUGACAUUCAAAGCAUAGACUCAUAAUUUCAAUACAUGCAAAUGUGCCAUAGUAUUAACUUUGUGACUUCAUAUUCCGUCUAAGUUUUAUAUUUUUAUACUGUACUUUUGUUAUUUUUACAUAAAAAAAUAUUUUUGUAAUAGAAUUAUUUUGAUGUAGGCUAGAAAUUCAAUUUCUGGGAUUCAAUUUUUGGUUUGUCCCUAUCAGUGGUCGGAACGGCAAGAUUAUUUGCAAAUGGCACAUAGAAGAU